GAUACUUUAUCAAUGAACAGCGUGUAGCACUGCCGGCGACCUACAACCCCUACGUCUACCUAUUUACCACAUCAACUGCCGACACGACAACAUGGAGAGAAUCAAGGAGCGUCUUCAAUCCCUUCGCGCUGAGGCCGACAACGCGGUCGCUCGCGCCGAGGAGGCUGAGGCGAAGAACAAGAAGCUUGAGCAAGUGCUGCUCGAGAAGGACCAGGAGAUCACAUCUCUCCAACACAAGCUGUCGGUGAUGGACGCCGAUCUCGAGAAAGCGGAGGGCAAGGUCGCCGAAAUGAAGGCUGCGCAGGAGGAGGGUGACCAGAGCAAGACAAUUAACGAGGGUCUGCAGCGGAAGAUCCAGCUGCUUGAGGAGGAGCUUGACGCUGCAGACAAGAAUUUGAAGGAUGCGAUGGAGAAACUGAGACAGGUGGAUGUCAAGGCGGAGCACUUCGAGCGGCAGGUCCAACGGCUCGAGCAGGAACGCGAUCAAUGGGAGAAGAAGUACGAAGAAGCACAAACCAAGUAUCGCGAGUCGAAAGCCGAACUCGACGAUCUCGUGGCCAACAUGGAAGGACUCUGAUCAAAGGUCUCGCUGUACAAUACACG
Laetiporus sulphureus 93-53 is the source of this 603-nucleotide messenger RNA. RefSeq lists its product as uncharacterized. The transcript has 4 exons. The record is from RefSeq and is a predicted model, not a curated record. Gene Ontology annotation, biological process: actin filament organization; mitotic cytokinesis. Lineage: Eukaryota; Fungi; Basidiomycota; Agaricomycetes; Polyporales; Laetiporaceae. Gene Ontology annotation, cellular component: actin filament; actomyosin contractile ring. Bases 92 to 577 code for a protein of 161 amino acids. Gene Ontology annotation, molecular function: actin filament binding.